UUCUUGUUUCUUGUCCUUCUGAGUUUGUACCCUUGUGGUUGAAUGCACUUAAUGUAAGUCACUUGUAAGUUAAAUGACAUGUAAUACACGUUAAUUUUAACGUGUCACGUGAGCGGUAGGGCACAGAUCAAUUUUAAACGAGCAUCCCCAAAGCCAGACGUGACAUAAUAAUUACUAUUUACACGUCCAGUUAUUGUUUACGAAAUAAAAUAACACUGAGUUCCGUCUGCGUCCCCUCACCUGAGGGGUGUUGUCUUAAUAACGUGUACAAAUGCGAGGAAUAAUUAAAACACCCAAUACCUGUUGAAAAAAAUGUAAUUUAAAAUGUUUCCUUUGUCAUUGAAAGUGAUAAACAACUUUCAUUUUGAAAGUUAAACUCGCUGCUGAAAACAGUUUUGUGUUUUAUUGCUGGGAAGGUAAACGGUUAAGUGAAACCGUUGAACAGUCCUGAUGUGCCGUCAUCAGGGUGGCCCUACACAAACUUGUGCUUGUAUGUGUGUGUCUGCGCGUGUGUGUGCGCGUGGAGGGUGGAAGUCGUUCCGUGCGUCACUCCCUUCCUUCACAUGUGGAACAAAGCAGGAGAAGCAGCAUAAAGGAAAUACUCUCACAUUACUGAGCGGGAGAAGAAAUCGAGGGAAACAGGGAACCGAUGGCAACAAUUUGAACGAGCGGUUUUCUUAUCCAACGCAUGCAUACAAGUUGCGGCUUGUCCUCUGUUCAGAGGAGGUCAAACCGGCUUGCGAUGAGGUUCUGACUGACUCUGCCACAGUCGGAUAUGUCAGACACGUGUUCCCGUCUCCUCAGAGCCAUCGGCUGCCUCUGCCUUCUUCAUCCCGGUCUCUGGGCAGAAGAAUGCACCCAGGGUGUUUUGGCAGAACGCGAGACCGUCUUCGUCCCAGCGGGAAACAGUCUGUCUCUGUCCUGUGUGGUCCAGCACUGUGGGGGCGCCUGGACGGGAAACUGGACGAGGAGAGAUUCAAUGGCCGACAACUUAACCGCGAGGCAUCAUCUGACCAAUGUGCCGCUCUCUGACACUCAGACUCGCCUGUCUUUGAAUCUCCUGAGUGUCGGCCUCUUAGACCAAGGUGCCUACGGGUGCAGCGUUAAAUGGGCUCGAGGUGACACGGAGGAAGGAAACACGAAGUAUGUUAACGUUACUGCAGCCGUCCCUUCUACGAGGAGCGCCCUGCACAGGGUUUUGGUCUGUACCGGCGUUUGUCUUUGUCUUUCCAUCAUCCUGUGUUUGGUUCGUGGUCUGAGUUCAGAGGUCAAGCCCCAGCCGCUUCCCAGGACUCUUUCCAUUAACAGAGAGCAACGGCAGCUGGCUCCACGGCCCCCACCUCGAUGCCCCGUACCUCAGAAGCCUAGCACUCGCUCUGACAAAGCCGUCCCCGAGUCCACCCAGAAGAAGGAGGUCGUGUAUGCCGACAUUUCCCAGCAUGCACUGGGUCAACCUGGAGCGUCCAGUGAGCCCGGACCGUCCACCGUCUACUCCUCCCUCAUGGUCUCCUGACUGCAGUUGAAGGAGGGAGAACGCAGUCUGCUGGGGAUACGUUUCGAUCGCGUGUUACCGGCCGUGUUUUAGAAUGCGUACUCGAAGAACAAGAAGAGUGGGUUGAGCCGCAUUUGUGGAAAUACCGGAAGGGGCGGGGUCCUGCUCCCGAAUUACGCUAAUUAGCUUCAAUUAAAAAAAAAGAAGAAAAAAGAAUGUAUUACACAGCAUUUCGGUGUUCUCACAAAAGUGCGAGAGUUUAAAUCACACUGAAAAAAGUUGAUUCAUCUGAGUCAAUUGUACAAAAGAGCUGGAGUCAUUAUCCAGUGUCAAGGAAUUGGGUUUUUAACACUGAUCAGAUUCAUUUGCGACUAUUAGUAGAGUUGAAUUAACUUUGAUGGGUUUGAAAUGUAACCGUACAGCCGUGUCACACUUUAACUCUACGUACUGUGUAUUUAACACUGAGCAGGUUUACGCCCUCGGGAGACGUCUGUAGGAGCCAUAUUGAGGUGUAUUUCAUGUUUCUUCUUGUGAAUAGUGUUGAGUGUUUGUGUGCGUGUGAUUGUGUGUGUGUGUGUGUGUGUGUGACGAGUGAGUGAGUUAUGUGGCCACAGGUCUGUUCACCCCACGUAGAGGACGGUUGGGAGGCUGAAGUCGGAGCCAAAGGAAAGACUUUAAAGACACGAAGACACAGCAGAGGGUUUGGCCUGAGGGAGAAACCGUCUUUUGACUGUGUGGUGGAGCGACGUGACGUGACAAGCCGUCUCCCGCCAUAUAUGAAACUGCUUUAGCUCAAUUGUUUGUUAUUUUCACCUCAUGUUUUUGGUUUGUAAAUUCUUCAUUUAUUAAGAGCAAUAAAUGGUCUUUGCACCGAACCGGA
Molecule: messenger RNA, 2372 nt
Organism: Gasterosteus aculeatus aculeatus (three-spined stickleback)
Lineage: Eukaryota; Metazoa; Chordata; Actinopteri; Perciformes; Gasterosteidae
Source: RefSeq, a predicted model, not a curated record